This is a messenger RNA of Amphiprion ocellaris (clown anemonefish), 7698 nucleotides long. RefSeq names its product sperm antigen with calponin homology and coiled-coil domains 1-like a (gene specc1la). Gene Ontology annotation, molecular function: protein binding. The transcript is spliced from 16 exons. Lineage: Eukaryota; Metazoa; Chordata; Actinopteri; Pomacentridae. Gene Ontology annotation, biological process: actin cytoskeleton organization. The record is from RefSeq and is a predicted model, not a curated record. Gene Ontology annotation, cellular component: filamentous actin; microtubule organizing center. Bases 239 to 3583 code for a protein of 1114 amino acids.
GAGGUGAGGCUGAUGCUGAGGUGAUGCAACCAGGGGACUGGGCUGAGAAUCAUCCGGCUGCUGCCAGCGGAGAGGAGCUGCCAUCCGAAACCGAUGCUGCAUGGAGCCGUCACAAAUUGUGGGAUUAGCCAACUCCUAGCAAAUGGACGUUCAUCGGGCUUCAAUCAGUCUCUCUCGGAGGAAGAAGUAGGAGAACCUGAGAUUAAGCUGUAGAUGUAUCAGCAUCAGAGAGCUAAGAAUGAAGAAGUCGGUCCGGCCAGCGGUGAGUAAGGUGAGUGGAGAUCGAGGGAAGUCGGAGGCUGCAGCCACCGCUGGCACCGGAAAACCUACAGCCAAAAGCACCACCAACGCUCCUCUGUCUAAGGUGAAAAGCAAUGAUGAUCUUUUAGCAGCCAUGGCUGGAGGGAAUCCGGCUUCAAGCACUGCUGUCACAAAGACCAAGAGGACUGCCUCCAUUGGAACUACUGCUAGCAACCUAGACAGCAAGCCAAAGACAAUAUCAGGUACUUCAUCCAAGCGUACAACAUCAUCAACAUCCAAGGAGCCAAACUCAUCAAGAGAUCGUCUCCGGACAUCCAGGACAUCAGCUGGUAAAAAGCAGCUGGUGUCAGGGACUGUAGCAGGAGAUGCGGCCUCAGGAAAGCGCUCUCGCAGCCAGAUCUUGGCAGAGUCUGAGGGUCGUAUGAGCAAAUCCAAGUCAGAUGGUCAGAUUAGUGAUAAGGUGGCUCUAGAAGCUAAAGUAAAAGACCUGCUGGGUUUGGCUAAGAGCAAAGAUGUAGAGAUCCUCCACCUUCGUAGUGAGCUGCAGGACAUGAGGGCCCAGCUUGGUCUCGGGGGCAAGGAAGCAUCACAGCAGGAAGAAGUUGGGGAAGAGAAGCCCCAAGUUUCAGCCAUCACAGCAGCUGAUGUGGAAUCCACUCUGAUUCUUUUACAAGAGCAGAACCAGGCCAUCAGAGAGGAGCUCAACCUGCUAAAAAGCGAGAACCGCAUGCUGAAAGACCGGCUCAAUGCGUUGGGCUUCUCCCUGGAGCAGCGGCUGGACGGCUCUGACAAGUUGUUCAAUUACACUUCCCUGAGCCCUGACCUGGUAGCAGGUAGUGGUCACAGUGAUGGAGGAGGCACAGGGACACUGACCUCCUCAGUGGAAGGCUCUGCUCCUGGCUCAUUAGAAGAUCUGCUCACAGGACACCACCAUGGAGGUUCAGUGGACAACCUCGACAGUGAGUCCAGUGAGGUUUACCAAGCUGUGACCUCCAGUGAUGAUGCUCUGGAUGCCCCCUCUGGAGCUUCCUCGUCAUCUGAGUCGGAGUGUGCACCUAGCAGGGAGCGCUCGCGGAGGGAUAGCAGUGGCAAUGCCAGCGAGGUGUCAGUAGCCUGUCUGACAGAGCGCAUCCACCAGAUGGAGGAGAACCAGCACAGCACUGCUGAGGAGCUUCAGGCCACACUACAGGAGUUGGCAGACCUGCAGCAAAUCACCCAGGAGCUGAACGGAGAGAAUGAGCGUCUCGGUGAGGAGAAGGUUAUUCUCAUGGAUUCCCUGUGCCAGCAGAGCGACAAGCUGGAGCUCUACGGCCGACAAAUCGAAUACCUGCGCUCACUGCUGGAUGAGCAUCAUAUAUCCUAUGUGUUGGAGGAAGACAUCAAGAGCGGCCGCUACAUGGAGCUUGAGCAACGCUAUGCAGACCUGGCAGACAAUGCCCGUUUUGAGAGAGAGCAACUGUUGGGGGUGCAACAACACCUAUCCAACACAUUGAAGAUGGCUGAGCAAGACAACGCUGAAGCACAGGAGAUGAUUGCAGCUCUGAAGGAGAGGAAUCACCAAAUGGAGCGCAUCAUGGAAUCUGAGAGACAGGGCCGAGCUGCCAUGGCGGCCGCACUGGAGGAGUACAAGGCAGCAGUGAGCAAUGACCAGGCGGAACUGAGCCGCUGCAGAGCCCAACUGGACCAAGAGAGGCAGAGGGUGGCUGAGCUGUAUUCUCUUCAUACUGCAGGGGACAAAAAUGACAUCUGCCAGCUGCUUGAAGGUGUGCGGCUGGGGAAGGAGGAGGCUGAGGCCAAGGCUGCAAAGAUGCAAGAGCAGCUGGAACAAGCCCACAGUGAACUCAACCGGCUGCAGGAGACUUUCAGCAAGCUGGACAGGGAAUACAGAGACUUCCAGGAGCAGGUGCAGCAGCAGAUGGCUGAUCAGGAGCGUACGCUGGAAAAGCAGCGUAUGGAGCUGCAGGAGAAAGAGACAGAGAUUGCCGACAUGAAGGAAACCAUCUUUGAGCUUGAGGACGAGGUGGAGCAGCAUCGAGCUCUUAAACUCCAUGACAACCUCAUUAUAACAGACCUCGAGAACUCUGUGAAGAAGCUACAGGACCAGAAGCAUGACAUGGAGAGAGAGAUUAAGAUUCUUCACCGCAGAUUGAGGGAGGAGUCUAUGGAGUGGCGUCAGUUUCAGGCUGAUCUGCAGACGGCUGUUGUUAUUGCUAAUGACAUCAAAUCGGAAGCUCAGGAGGAGAUUGGAGACCUGCGGCGCCGGCUGCAGGAAGCACAGGAGAAGAACGAGAAGCUGAGCAAGGAGCUGGACGAAGUCAAGAGCCGCAAGCAGGAGGAGGAGAGAGGCAGAGUGUACAACUACAUGAAUGCAGUGGAGAGGGACCUGGCGGCUCUAAGACAGGGGAUGGGUCUCAGCAGGCGAUCUUCCACCUCCUCGGAGCCUUCACCCACCGUCAAAACACUCAUCAAGAGCUUUGAUAGUGCCUCACAAGGUCCACCUUCCAAUGGUGCCGCUGUGGCUCCCACAGCCUCGGCUGCCCCACUACCACGAACCCCCCUCAGCCCCAGUCCCAUGAAGACGCCCCCAGCAGCUGCUGUUUCACCCAUACAGAGACACUCCAUAACUGGGUCCAUGUCAGCAGCCAAGCCGCUCUCCUCCUUGAGUGAUAAGAGGCCCAGCUACACAGACAUCACCAUGCCAGCUGAGCACCUUCUCAGGGGAACCUCAGCUACCCGACCUCCGCCUGUCAUCCAGAGGGUCUCCACCAUGGACUCCACCAAGGCGAUCUCAGUGUCCCGUCGGAGCAGCGAGGAGAUCAAGCGGGACAUGUCAGCUUCAGAUGUGGCCUCUUCAACCUCUCUGAUGGCUAUGAGUGCAGCCUCCUCUCCACUAUCUCUGUCCUCCUCCUCCCCCACUGCAUCCAUCACCCCUACAGCACGCAGCCGCCUAAGAGAAGAGCGAAAGGACCCGUUGUCAGCACUGGCCAGAGAGUAUGGAGGCUCCAAGAGAAAUGCUUUGCUAAAGUGGUGCCAGAAGAAGACUGAAGGCUAUCAGAACAUUGAUAUUACUAACUUCAGCAGCAGUUGGAAUGAUGGCUUGGCUUUCUGCGCUGUGCUCCACACCUACCUGCCCGCACACAUCCCCUACCAGGAGCUCACUAGCCAAGACAAGAGGAGAAACUUCACCUUAGCUUUCCAGGCUGCAGAGAGUGUAGGCAUCAAAUGCACUUUGGACAUUAAUGAGAUGGUGCACACAGAGAGGCCAGACUGGCAGAGCGUCAUGACUUACGUCACAGCCAUCUACAAAUACUUUGAGACCUGACUUCACCGUCUGGCCCACCCUGCUCCUGCAGCACAAUCAGACCGACCACGCCAACCCUCCUGAGCUCUCAGCAACCCUUCAACCCCGCGGUCAACUCUUAUACCUCACUGACCUCCUUAUCCCGCUUCACAGCAACACCUGGUCACGCUGAAUGUCUGUGCUCAAUAUUUAGCAACACUAACGGCAGACACAGAACCUCACUGGACACACAUACAACUGCAUCAUCCUCCCAGUGCAGCACUGGAGGCGCUUGUGUAGAGUUGUAGUCCAGGGGCUUGCUUGUAUGUUUACUUUUACACUAGUGAGCCAUGACUCCAGCAAAAGCCUGGUGAACCAAGUUUGAGCUGACCAGCAGCGAAUCCCUGUAGAUCAUCUUUGUCUUCAGUUCAUGUCUGAAGGAGCAGCAUGAAACCAAGUCUCAGUGCCUUCUAUCUGGCUUUUUCUCUCAUAUAAUAUUGCUCCACACUUCACUCAGUUUCCACAAUGUUGUAGUCUGUUCAAGGGAAAUUCCAUCAAAGCUGACUUAAAGCAUUUUAUUUUCAUAAAGUCUCACAGGGUUUUUGUUUUGUUAAACUGUGAAUAUUUAGUGGACAUUUUCCACUAAAUAUUUCAUUUUUUCACAAUAACAAAACAAAGAUUAGCAAUGUUGGAAUUCCCGCACAACCUUGAAAAAUCCCUUUGGACAGACUUCGGAGAGAUGUGUCUUUUUUGCACCAAGUCUUCCAGACGUUACAGUACGCUACAGAUGCCUCUCUUUCAGUGGAUAAAGUGCCUGUGAGAGGUUUCAUAUAAGAGACCAGGAAAUGAGCUCUUUCAAUACAGUAUGUGAAGCUUAAGAUUCAAGGAGUUGCCAAAUGAGCCUUUUGAUUGUUGAUUUCUGGCUUAUUAGUCAUCAGGACAGACUGGUGCUGCAGACAGCUGCCACAUCAGCAUCUCAUCAUGAUCAUGUUUGCAGUCCAAGUACAGAAGUAUACUGUGUUCUACAACUCUACUGCACAUUUUGUUAAGCAGCACUAACACACUAACUUUAUGAUGGUUUUUCACUUAUGGAUCAAUGGAGGUGGACUAAUAAUUAUUUGAUGUGUAUGGAGGUCUGAACGAUAAACUUGACAGUAUAAUGUGAGUGCAGUUGACAUCUUGCACUCAGACUUCUUUCGUUUGGCACAUACAGUUCACAGCAUAACUUCAUCACAACCCAAAUAUUAGUGUGUUAAUUGUGUUUUGAUUGACAAGAUUGGUUCUGUUUCUAUUCGAGAGCCUAAAACUUUGAUUAGCUUUGUUAUGUUAUUAGAAAAAUAGUCUCUCAUCCACAGUCUUCAUGUGGGGAAAAACACGCUCUAGUUUUAGGAAACCAGCAGAGACACAUUCAUAAGUGCAGACAUACCUUUGUAGACCAAUGCAGUUAAAAUAGAAGUUGGGUAUUAUGGGUAAUGCAUUCGUUCUUAUCAAAAACUGGCCAUGAAGAUCAAUACACCUCAUAUCUAUAUGCUGAAUGUAAGGCUAGAGCCAGGAGUGGGUUAGCUUAGCACAAAGACUAGAAACAAGGAGAAACAACUGGCCUCAAUCUGUCCAAAGCUAACAAAUAACUGCCCCCCAGUAUCAUCAUGAUCAGUGUUGUACUUCAUGCAUCUACGAGUACACAAGAGUUUGCUCUGAAAAUCCAUGGUACUCGCUGUGGAGGUUUGCCAGCAGCCUAAGAUUUGUGUCUGUGCAGCCUCUAUGCUGCAAGGGCAGUAGAGUACAUGUGCUGGAUUGGUAGACGACAAUGUCCUCCAGUCGGACUAGAAAAUAGUAUAGUUUAAAUCAACUACACAUCUGUGGUGCAGCUGUCCGUGUGUAUUUCUACAAAGGAGUAUAAUGAUGAGUUAGAGGCUUUCGAACGUGUUAUUUCUCGUCUGUUUUCUGCAGACACUUAAGUGUAAAGACGACCAGUUCGGGUGUUAUGAGUAGUUAUGUUCUGGACUAUUUCUUGCAGGAAGUCACUGCUUUCAAAGCAGUGACUUCUUGAAGUCUCCCCUUAGCUGUUUUCGUACAGAUUAGAGAAGAUGUUCAUUAGUGAGUUUCGGGGGACAGUGUAAGUGUUUUUGUUACACCAUUUUCCAGUCUGCUUGGAGGAUACUUAACACUAGCUUGAGGCCUGUGUCACACUUAUCUGAAGUAGACCAAAUUUUGCGUUGAUGUGGCAACUGCGUUACAACUAUAAUAGUGCGCAUGCUGAACAGUAGUGUUUAAGUGUGGAUUAUGUAGCUGUCACCUACUGCGCAUGUAGCAGAGACCUCCAAGCACCCCCCCCCCCCCGGACUAGAAAAAUAGUACACUAGCAACAGCUGUGUGUCUGUGGUGUCCGCAAGGGAGGAUAACUUAAGAGAUACUGGUUGGCAGAUUUUUUUUUUUUUUUCUUUAAAGGUUUGGACAUCUCCAGGUUAUUCUUUAGUUGUCUUAACUCUAAGCUAAACUAUCACCUGCAGGCUGUAUUAUAGCAUAUAGACAUGAAUGCAUUAUUGAUCUUGAGCAUUUAUUUUGCAUGUAAAUGACUAAAUUUACACAAAUGACUUGACUUGACUCCAUUCUGCCAUAGGUUUAUUGUGUGCUGGUGCUCUUGCUGGGUUUGUGUUUAGAUUUCCUAGUAUGGCUAACCCUUACUUUAGAGAAACUGUGUAGCACAAAAUAUCAUUUAAUUUGUCUAAAUUCAGUCUGCAACAUUACUGCAAUGCUGUCUGACUGCUGUGUGUUAUUGUGGCUCAACACACCAAGUUCACUGUAUUUAUUUGCAUAGUUUCUGAUCCUUGUAGAGAAGUCAUCACAUUAUUUGUGUAGUCUAAGAAUAUAUGAAUUAAUUACACUCACAGUAAGUAGCUGCACUGAGAUAAGCUUUUCAUAUUUGAUACUAAUUUCCUGCCUUAACAGUUUAGCCGAGGCUUCCGCUGCUGAAAAUGUGACAUUUUACACUGCAGCUAUGUUUCCUCUGCAGGCACGUGUCACGGUGUGGAAAUAUUUCCUAAAACAAGGUCCUUCUUGUUUGUGCCUCUUGAGAAACACUAAUAGUGAGCGAUGGUUAUGAACCACUCUGGGAAGCUGAAGCUGAAUUCCCUCAUGUGUCUAGUGAAGGUGCCUACACACUGUUUUGAUUUGGAUCUGCUGAAGCUGCCAGCUGGUAUCAAUAGCAGCAUUAGAAACAACAUUUUUGUCUCGAUUUAGAAGCCGUGCCGAUCGCCAAGCCACAUCAUUGCAGUGUGCACAGCUGCAUUCAGUGAUUUAGAGUUAGCACAAGAGCUCGCAACAAUGACUCUUUCUUUUUGUGUACAAGACAGAGUGAGAGUGAGUUAUUUAAUGACAUUUGAAGGCGUUGGCUCUUUGUCGAUGAGGGUCAUGUGAUGCCACGAUGCCGAGGAUUAUCAGCCAGCAGUUUUAUUAUGCUCUGCCCGAUUCCACCGCUGGUGUUUUAUUGCUCCCAUCAGGAACGUCUGAGAGCUACAGAGAGAUUUGAAGCCUCGCCAUCCUGGAAGCGGAAUGUGUUUUGAUCACGCUUUAGUGAUCCUGAGACUUCUUAGGUCCAACAUGUGCUGAUGUAGAGUGAUUGAUGAACACUGAACCCAGCCUGCUGAGGAGGGACGGCUGGUCAAAGCUAGGAAGCACAUUCCACCUCCACAUGACCCUGCCAUGAUGGACAUGUUGCAUUGUUUGGUGAGCAAAGCAAAUGUGAACCGUGCUUUAUGUUACUGGGUCCACUUAAUCACGCUACACUUCUUUUUCUUUGUUUACUUGAAGAUGCUCUGAGAAUUCCACUGAACUUGCUUUAGUUUGUCUUUUUGUUUCCAUGUUGCCUUUUUAAUGUAAUGCCACAUGUUGCAGACUGAUAACGACUGAUGUGAUUGUGGAUAUUUUUUUUUUGAACACACUACAUGCAGUGCUGAAAUGGUCCCUUAGCAAAGUUAAAGCUAAAUGAAUAAAUGCGUGUGCAUUUGUGUGUUUGCGUGUGUGUGUGUGUAAAGGGACUAAGCUACAGUAUUAAGUGCACACUAUGAUGAUAAUCAGUUGUAAGAAAAUGCUGUCUGGUUUUAUGUUGCUUUUUUUUCUGGCAAUCCCUGUAGUUAUAAAAGACCGGUGAACAGCCA